Messenger RNA from Gongylonema pulchrum, 498 nucleotides. NCBI's taxonomy places the organism in Eukaryota, Metazoa, Nematoda, Chromadorea, Rhabditida, Gongylonematidae. The record is from the annotation of a GenBank genome assembly.
AUGUGCAAAACGGAGAAUGCUCGGAUUGUUCGCAAUGCUGUCUACACAAUGCUUGCAAUCGUUACCAGCCACCUGUUGUGCAGCUCACUACAUCUAAUCCUCACAGUCAUGGAACAAAGCAAAUCAUCACUUCUGGUGUUCGUUCGGCUUUUUUUUUUAUGUCCUUCACUUGACCAGGCGUUCAUCGAGCUAAACGAAGCCCGCACAUUUCUUUUUUUUUGGUUUUGCAUGUGCUCGGAACGCUUCUGGCAUGUGCCCAUGAUGGAAGAUGACGAGAACUUGGCAUCACCACUUCAUACUGUACUUGGUGAUACAAUCAGUUUAUUGUACAUGCUCACAAGUGCCACCCGGAUUGCAGUUUAUUCGAAAUUCAAUCCAACUUUUCGGCAGCACCUUUAUAAUUUGGUAUCGGACUAUUGCCCGGCCGGUCAAACAAGUGCUAGGCUGAGGGAUAGCUACUCACAACGCAUCGUUCCCAGUAAAUCACCAACUUUGUAA